AUGGGUGCAAGCCAAGAUCAAGUCGAGAUUCAGAAGGCCGAGGUUCCGCCACCGAAGGUGGAACAAGAGACAGCAGUUGCGCCACCACUGCCAAUUCCCCAAGUCCCCGACACGACCACCGGCGACUCUAAGGCUGACUCUUCUACAAAGAAGACUAAGUCAGAGAAGACCAAGCAAGGCAAGAAGAAGACCAAGAAAUCCAAGAGCAAGAACAUCGAUUCAUCCGCUUCCGAUAGCGAUGCAGACAGCGAGUCGGAAGAUAGCACUGAUGACGAGAAAGAGAACCGCAAGAAGAAGCGGAAAGAGGUGGCUAAGAAGACAGCAGUGAAAAAGAAGGCGACGAAAGGGAGAGCCGGUAAGAGUAAGAGUAAGAGCAAAAGCAAGAGCAAAAGCAAGAAGAAGGGCAGGAAAGUAGACUUGAGUGAUCACUCCAGCGAUAACUCAUCAAGCGACUCCUCGGACUCAGACGCCGACUCCAGUUCAAAUUCGGACUCGGAAGAUACGAAGAAGAAGAGCCGACGCAAGGCUGCGAAGGCAAAAGCCAAAGCCAAGUCCAAGAAGCAGAAGAAGACCAAAAAAAUCGAGAGCUCGACUGACGGUAGUGACUCGUCCUCAUCAUCCUGCUCCUCCAGCUCUUCCAGCAGCGACUCUGCCACUGAUUUUGACGAUGUGAAGGCCAAGCGCAAACGUGCCACAGCUAAACGCAAAGUCAGGCAACUCGUGGAAGAUGAUGGCUCUGCAUCUGAGGGUCCGGUGACAGUCCAUACUAGUGACAGCAGUGCUCCACCUCUUCCCCACGAUGACAUCAAUACCCAGGUGACGAAGGUGAAUGCAAUCCUCCAAAACCUCAAGAUGCAACAACUCGCCGCAGUGACUGCCGCAACUGCUGGUAUCACUCCGCCAAUCCCGAAGGCACCAGUCAAGAAGAAUACGCACGAGUUCAAGCGCGUCGAUCAAGUCUGGGACACCAAACUCCGUGACUACAAGCUCAUUGAGAGCACGGCCGAGCAAAAGGAUGAGUUUGAGUGUGUCUUCACUGUGCGCCGACGCUUCAACUGGGAAGGCAAACUCGGUGAGACACUCGUAGACAUCAAGUCCAAAGCAUUGAGGGGCGUUUUGCAAGUCGUCCUGAAGGAGUGCAAAUGUGUCAGUCUCGUUGAAGACAUACCUGAGAUCGACCCACAUAUCCUGUAUCACUAUUACGACGAAAUCAAGAAGUACGCGAGGAAGACAUUGAAGCCAAAGCUCAAGCGUGCCAAGAAGGCGAAAGACCAGAAGCAACUUGCACAGGAGGUUGCCCAAUGUAAGUUGCUCUUGGGAUACAUCGACAAGGACUUCGCUGCGACUAGAAAGGCUCUAAAGCCGUUGCUGAAAGCAGGCACCAUCACUUAUGACCUAACCUGGGCGCUGUUCAAGCCGAACAUCAUUGUGUACACUCCUACAUACGGCAAUAAAGAGGACCCGAGGUGUUUUAGGGUCGAACAGUGUUCUGAGUAUGAGAGCUGGCUGAGCGGCGCCAAGUCUUGCUGCAUCGAUGGCAAAUACCUCGAGUAUGACGGUCAGACGUUUGGGCUUGGCGAUCACCAGGCCGAGAUCAAGUCUUUCAAGGGUCACAAGAAGAUCACCAGCAUGGUCGCAUACCCACUGAAGUAUCACAAAGACCCUAAGGGUAUCAGAGCACUCUUGAUAGAGCGAGGCAAGAAGUUCAUUGCACUCCAGGGUAUGAACUAUCGCUUGCAGAAGGGCAUCGCCUACCAAAAGGUGAAGAACAUGAUCGCUAAGUAUAAUAUUAACGGCCGUAUUAUGGUUGAUCCUGCAAUCUUCCGCCGCAUACAGCCAAAUUAUCCUCUCUCCUACAUCAAGCCGGACGAGUUGAAUCGAGAAGAUGAGGAGGCUGAGGAUGCGAUGAGCGACGAUUGCUGUUGUUCAAGUGAGGAAGAUGAUGGCCUGUCAGAGAGCGAGAAGCCUGAAAAAGACCCAAUGCGUGUUGUCAUGUGGAAAGACAGCAAGGGUAAGAAGCAUCUUCUUCAGGUGCCCCAGAGCAUGAUCGAUGCCGAAAACGGUGUCGGUAACAACGAGACCACCAAACUCGAGAUUGACGACGAGGGCAAUAUGGCCAACCACAUCUUCACUGAAGAGGAACUGUUGAUCGCUUCUCCUGUCGUCUUGGGCUUCGCGUUCUCCGAGAAGCUAUGGCUCGAGUUCUCACUCUCUGGUAUAGAGGACAUCCAAUGGAACGCCGAAGCAUUCGGCUCACUAGUUUUACCGGACAAAAUCAAGUCCAACCUUAAGGGCCUUGUCUCUUCCCAUCGUUUCAACGCCGCCCGCACCAUUGACGAUGUCAUCCAAGGCAAAGGCAAGGGUCUCAAUGUUGUACUGCACGGCCCACCAGGAGUCGGCAAGACACUCACCGGCGAGUCGAUCGCAGAGUACCUCAAGUGCCCUCUCUACGCCGUCUCAGCUGGCGAACUUGGUACCAACUCCGGCAGCCUCGAACGCGACCUAAACCGCAUCAUGGACAUCACGCACUCAUGGGGUGCGAUCCUGCUUCUCGACGAAGCCGACGUAUUCCUCGAGGCGCGCAUGCCGCACGAUAUCCACCGUAACAGUCUCGUCUCGGUCUUCCUGCGUCUUACGGAGUACUACCAGGGCAUUUUAUUCUUGACUACCAAUCGCGUCGAGACUUUCGAUGAGGCCUUCCAGAGCAGGAUCCACAUGGGCAUCCGCUACGAAAGCCUCAAACCUGCGGCGAGGAAGAGGAUCUGGCAGCACCACAUCGGUAAGGUGGAGAAGAUGGCUGUUACCGAGAGCAAAAAUAGGGAGGGCGAUCAGAAUGUGAAGACUUUCACAGAAGAUGACUUCAAUGAGUUGGCGAAGAGGAACCUGAACGGUCGACAGAUCAAGAACACGGUCAAGACUGGCCAAUCUAUCGCGCUGUCGGAAGAAGUGGCGUUUAGUAUGGAGCAUCUCAAGCGUGUGCUUGAGGUUGCUCAGGCUUUCGAGGACGAUAUGCGUGGUGGGAAGGGUUAUCGCGAUGCCAUGCAGCACUACACCUAA
This is a messenger RNA of Didymella exigua CBS 183.55, 3057 nucleotides long. RefSeq lists its product as uncharacterized. Bases 1 to 3057 code for a protein of 1018 amino acids. Lineage: Eukaryota; Fungi; Ascomycota; Dothideomycetes; Pleosporales; Didymellaceae. The transcript is spliced from 3 exons. The record is from RefSeq and is a predicted model, not a curated record. Gene Ontology annotation, molecular function: ATP hydrolysis activity; ATP binding.